GGUUUCUACUUCACAACUCACAAGUCAAAAUCACACUUCUCUCCCAGUAACUUUAAAGUCUUUAACUGCCGACUAACAAUUAACAAAGCGAUCUGAGAUGAGUUCAAUCAAAAAGCAGCAAAUGAAAAACUUAUUAUAGCGCCAUCACUGCUCCUUACUUCACAGUCUCUCACCUCUGUAACGUCUUUUUGAAAAAUAAAAAGAUUUUGGGAAGAUAAACAACCUUGUUAAAGUGAUUAAUUAUAUAGUUUCACUUUGUAUCAGACAAUUGAAGAAUGGUAGGACCACACAAUCGAGCCGGAUCCAGUGGACGGUUAAGAGAGAUUGACCUUGUUGGUAGUGAUCCAGAGAAUGGAAUUAAAGGAAAGAGAGACAAAGAAAAGGGUGAAUCGUGUUCUGAGAACAUUUCUGACUAUUUGCGUAAUGCUGUUGAUGAUCAUUGUCUUGGAACAGACAGAGUUAAUGGUGGGAGUGGCAAAAUGCACCAUAAUUUGUUUAGUUUAGUUAUUAAGAUAGUAAUGGCUACAGCAGCAUUCUUUGUGCUUCUUACAUCUCUUAAAAGGAUGGUCUCUAACUCGAGAAAACCUGUAAGUAGUAGUAGUUUUGCUGGUGGGUACUGGUGGCUAUCGCUCCAAGAACAGCUCAUUUCUGACUUUACAGAUAUUCAAGAGCUUUCUCUUGGUUCCUCAAGGCUCAGAGAAGUUGAAUUUUGCUCCCAGGAAUAUGAAAAUUAUGUUCCUUGCUUUAACAUUUCUGAAAAUCUUGGGGGGUCCAACUUGGACCGUCAGUGUGAGAGGAGUUCGAGGGUGAAUUGUGUGGUUCUUCCACCCAGGAAUUACAAGUUCCCACUUAGGUGGCCUGCUGGUAGGGAUGUGAUUUGGUCUGCUAAUGUGAAGAUUUCUGCUCAAGAGGUUUUGACUUCAGGAACCGUGACAAAGAGAUUGAUGAUGUUGGAAGAAGACCAGAUAUCAUUCCGCUCAGACUCUCUCAUGUUUGAUGGGGUCGAAGACUACUCACAUCAAAUUGCAGACAUGAUUGGUCUCAGAAGUGUGUCUGACUUCAAUAAGGCUGGAGUAAGAUCUGUUUUGGAUAUUGGAUGCGGCUAUGGUAGUUUUGGAGCCCAUCUCUUCUCACGGAAUUUGCUGACAUUGUGUAUUGCAAAUUAUGAACCAUCUGGUAGUCAAGUUCAAUUGACACUUGAAAGAGGUCUUCCUGCAAUGAUUGCUUCCUUCAGUUCAAAGCGGCUGCCUUUUUCAUCUCUUUCCUUCGACAUGUUGCAUUGUGCUAGAUGUGGUAUUGACUGGGAUCAAAAAGAUGGGAUUUUCCUUGUUGAAGCUGACAGACUACUGAAGCCAGGAGGGUAUUUUGUCUGGACUUCACCAGUUGCCAGUGUACAUGGAUCACCUGAAAACAAUGAAAACCAAAAGAUAUGGCAGUUUGUCCAGCAUUUUGCAGAAAGUCUAUGCUGGGAUAUGAUGUCGCAGCAGGAUGAUACAGUUAUCUGGAGAAAGACCACUCUCAGGAACUGUCAUGCUUCUCAGAAACAUAGCUCAAACCCUCCUCUUUGUAAAAAAGGCUAUGAUGUUGAAUCUCCUUACUAUCAACCUCUGCAUUUAUGCAUAGGUGGAACUCAUAGCGAACGAUGGAUUCCUAUUGAACAGCGUACUGCUUGGCCCUCUAGAGCAAAUCUUAAUUCUAGUGAACUUAAGCUAUACGGUGUCCCUGCUGAAUUUUUUUCUGCGGAUUCCUUGAAGUGGAAGUCAGCAGUUCAGGAAUAUUGGUCUCUGUUGUCACCCCAAAUAUUCUCUGAUCAUCCAAAGAGACCUGGUGAUGAGGAUCCUUCCCCACCUUUCAACAUGCUUAGGAAUGUAUUGGAUAUGAAUGCGCAGUUUGGUGGGUUCAAUCAUGCCUUGCUGGAAGCAGAGAAAAACCUGUGGGUUAUGAAUGUGGUUCCUACAACUGCACCUAACACACUCCCCUUAAUUCUUGACAGAGGCUUUAUAGGCACAUCACAAAAUUGGUGUGAAGCUUUUCCAUCAUAUCCAAGAACUUAUGAUAUGAUCCAUGCUGAUGGACUGCUGUCACUUGAGACUCUUCAGCAUCAGAAGUGCACAAUGCUCGAUCUCUUCUUAGACAUAGAUAGACUUCUUCGUCCCGAGGGUUGGAUUAUAUUCCGCGACACACCUUCAAUGAUUGAGUUAGCUAGAACACUUGCAACAAGAUUAAGAUGGGAUGUUCGGAUUGUUGAUGUUGAAGCAAACAUUGAUGAGAGAGUACUCAUAUGUCGUAAGCCCUUUCCAGGGGACAAAAAUUAAGCAUAUAAUGUUCAGAUUGUUGAUGUUGAAGCAAAUAUUGAUGAGAGGGUACUCAUAUGUCAUAAGCCCUUUCCACGAGACAAAGUUGAAGCAUAUGAUGUUGUUCUGGUUUUGCAGCCUGAUAAAAUCUUGAUUACGAUGCCAUGCUUGCCAAGGGCGAUAUGAAAAAGACCAAAGAGAAGAUGGUGGUCCUUCUGUUAGAUUCCUAACCACUGUAUAGAGAUUCUAAAGUUGCAUUCUUUUUGGGAAUUAGUCAAAUAGGAGAUGGAGAUCCUUUUCCCGAAGUUCUAGGGAAAUGGCUGAUUGAUUGAUAAUCGAUAAUUGAUUACAUUACAGCGUUGAAGCGAGGGGAGAAUUUAAACAUUUUCUUGACAUAUAGCCAAGAUAGAUACUGUUAAAUAAAAAUGCACUACAUACGUUGUAUAAUGUGUUAUUCCAAAGCAUUACAGAAAUAGAAUGAGCAUUCUUUAGUU
This is a messenger RNA of Beta vulgaris subsp. vulgaris (sugar beet), 2788 nucleotides long. Its product is annotated as probable pectin methyltransferase QUA2. Gene Ontology annotation, molecular function: methyltransferase activity. The transcript has 9 exons. Gene Ontology annotation, cellular component: cytoplasm. The record is from RefSeq and is a predicted model, not a curated record. Lineage: Eukaryota; Viridiplantae; Streptophyta; Magnoliopsida; Caryophyllales; Amaranthaceae. Bases 276 to 2315 code for a protein of 679 amino acids.